UAGGAGCUUCUAGGAGCAAAUAGUGAGUGAAGCCGCAAAUUUCGGACAGGUUUCAAGCCGCAGUCCUGUCUUGGUAUACAAGCUUCGUCGUCUCCCGUUCGACGUUGGCCGCAACGACAUAGGUCUUUAUUUCCUCCCCAUGUUCAGUGAAUGUGGGAGCUGUGGCCAGCUGGGUAUGGAUAUAGGAUCCGAUGAAACGACGCCAAAGUCCGAAAUUGCCGCGAGUCUCGGUAUAAGGUGGGAGGUGUGGAGAGCUGCGUAUGGAUUUAGGAUCUGAAGAAACGACUACAGAUUCUAAAUUAGUCGGAAUUGUGAACAGCUGGGAUUGGAUCUUUGAGACGUCUCAUAAUGGAAUUAUGGAUUUAGGAUCCGAAGAAGCUGCCACGAAGGUCAAAGCUAGCAGCCAAACUGGCGUUCUCCCCCACUGUUCAAACGCUCGUCGCCAUCCCGAUCGCUCUCGCUCUCUCGCACUGUCAUAGUACGGUAACGACGUAGGUCAUAAUUGGUGACACUUAUGGUGAUGUUCCCCCGACUGUUCAAACGCUCGUCGCGAUCGCUCUCGCUCGCUUAGAGAGGCUCGCACUGGGCUCGUACUGUCAUCGUACGGCUCUAUGGAUUUAGGAUCUGCAGAAGCGACAAUAAAGCCUCAAGUUGCUAAGCAGGCGGCGUUCUCCCGACUGUUCAAACCGCCGUCGCGAUCGCCCUCGCCCUCGCCUUCUCUCUCGUCGGGAUAUACACUUACGGCGGCUCCUCUCUCGGCAGCUCUCCGCUCCUACUAGAUCGAUUCACGAGAUUCUCUCCUGGAUUCGCCUCCGGUUUUACGAAUCUCACUGCUUCCGUAGCUGCUCCGUUUCAUUCCCACGUGGCAGCAGUGUCAGCGGCCGCGUCAGCAGAAUCAGGAAGGAUAUAUAGACACGACGACUAUGCUCGACUCCAGCAGCCACGUCAGCCGGAUCAAUUGCAUGUCGAGACGGAACAGUUGCAACUCGGCCGAGAACAACCCGCCAGCAAUAAAGGCGAUCACGAAACUGACCCUCUUCCCGUCGGGUUACCAACCGUCGCAGACUCUUCGCCUGUGAGCGUGUUACCACCCGUGACAACAGCAUCCCCGUCGAAUCUCACCUUGGCAUCGGAGUCACACGCCUUGCCGUCACCAGCAUCGCACGCCUUGCUGUCGCCAGCAGCCACCUUACCAUCCUCCCAUCCCACUCACGGCCCUCCUCCUUCCAUCAAUCCCCCCAUCUCCGUCCCUCCUCUCUUUGAACCUCCGCCCUCCGAACCUCCACCGAUCCUCUGGACCCGAAUCCCCGGCUCCGUGCUCGAUUCCCCCGACAAAAUUAGCAGAUUUCGGGAGAGAUUCGAGUGCAUAGGGCGGGAGGGAGAGUGGUCGCACUACGUGUCUCCGCGAUAUCUUCCCUGGCCGGACGAAGCAAGCAAGUGCGACGAGGACCACCUGAAGAAGAGCUCGAGACACGUGGCGUUUCAAGACGCGGAUCGUGUGGUUGCGCAAGCAGAGCAGGUUCAGGCGCAAAUAGGGGAGAUGCUCGUCUUGGUGAUGGGCAGGCGAAAGGGGUGUCGAGGCAGCAGGCUAACCAGCUGAAGCAGCUGAAGCGGCAGAGGGAAGUUCUUAUACGGAAGUGGACUGUAAGAGAGACGCUCAAGUAUUACUGGAUGGUUCCAGAAAAUGAAGUAGAAGGCCGGGAUGGAGGGACAGGAGGCAGCAGUACCAGCAGCAGUACUGGCAGCAAAUGUGGUGGACUCUGGGAGUGGUUCGAUCCUCUGAGGUUUUGCCAAGUUCUGGAUGGGAGGCGCGUGCUCAUAGUGGGUGACUCUAUAAGCAUGCUUCUAGCAGAUGCAUCAGAUUCAAUGUGAGGCUAGGCGCUAAGGACUGGGACUCCCGAGUGCGGUGGGGAGAGCCGACUGGCUACUGCAAGCGGUACCGAAACGCGACAAAGGAACCAGCGGACAAACGCUGCUGGACGCUCCAUCUCUGCACGGAUCUAGGCCUCUCCGUCCGGCUUUUUUUCGUCCGAGACUAUUACCUCAACUCCACAGAAGCAGUCAACGACUUCAUGGUAGAUAAGAGCUUCGACGAGUCGUGGAUGGGCGAGAUCGCAGCGCAGAACAUCUCGAUAGUGGUGAUGAACCGAGGCGCGCACUACAUUCCAGACGAUCAGUUUGAGCGGCAAAUGCGGUCCACACUGCUGGCGCUCCGACAGACUCACCCCGACCUGCUGAUAAUAGUCCGCAACACCCCGGCGGGCCACCCCCAGUGUUGGCUGCACAGGAAACCAGUGAAGCAGUUGUUGAAGCUGCCGCAUACUGACUGGCACUGGGACGGGUACGCGGCUCAGAAUGAGAUUUUGAAGCGGCUUGCAGAGGGGGUGGGAGGGGUGUACAUGGAUGUGAAUGCGUCGGCUGUGUGGCGGGCGGAUGGGCAUAUUGGGAGGUGGGACUGCCUGCACUACUGCCACCCAGGGCCCGUGGAUACUUGGGUGCAGCUGCUGCACAAUAUGCUGUUGGGGCUGUUGGUUGAACGCGGUUGAGAGUGGUUCAGUGAGGCAUAAUGUCAGGUGGGGCUGCCUGCACUACUGACACCCGGGGCCGGUUGAUACUUGGGUGCAGCUGCUGCACAGCAUGCUGCUGGGGCUGUUGGUUGCAAGUGACAAACCUUGUGUACAGUAGGUAUGUUAUUGAGACAGGUUUGCAGCAGAGAAUGAUAUUUGGAAGCCGCUUGCAACGGGGGUGGAGGGAGGGGUGUGAAGUGUGCACAUGGCGUGAAAGAGAAGGGGACGGAAUAGUGACGAAAGUCCCCCCUACUCUCGAAUGCGGCUGCUGGUUGGGUGAGGGGAUAUGGGUGGGAGGGGUGUACUGUACAUGGAUGUGAAUGCGUCGGCUGUGUGGCGGGCGGAUGGGCAUGUUGGGAGGUGGGACUGCCUGCUUUGCUGUUGCCUCCCAGGGCCAGUUGAUACUCGGGUGCAGCUGCUGCACAAUAUGUUGGCAGGACAGGACUCCUGGUUGAAAGCGGUUGAGAGUGGUUCUUUGGGGCAUGUUGGAAGAUGGGACUGCCUGCAUACUGCCAUCCAGGGCCAUUUUUUUUUUUUUUUUUUUUUUUGGGGCUUUAAGGAGAUCCCAGGAGGAAUCCAGGGCCCAUGGACACACUAGUGCAGCUGCUGCACAAUAUGUUGAUAGGACUCCUGGUUGAGAGUGGUUGAGUGUGGUGCGGUGAGGCAUGUUGGCCGGUGGGACUCCCUGCAUUGCUGUCACACAAGGUCCAUAGGUGGGUGCAGCUGCCAUGAGGACUUCUGGUUGAGAUGAGAGUGGUUCAGCGAGUCAUAAUGGCAGCUGGAACUGCCAUCCAGGGCCAGUCGACCCUUGGGUGCAGCUGCUGCAUAAUACGGUAGGUUGAUAGGACUCCUGGUUGAGAGCAUCUAACCUUGUGUAUGUACAGUAUGUGUGAUGCUGCGGAAAUUGAGACUUGGAUGGAAG
This is a messenger RNA of Closterium sp. NIES-67, 3489 nucleotides long. The record is from the annotation of a GenBank genome assembly. Lineage: Eukaryota; Viridiplantae; Streptophyta; Zygnematophyceae; Desmidiales; Closteriaceae.